Molecule: messenger RNA, 780 nt
Organism: Brugia pahangi
Lineage: Eukaryota; Metazoa; Nematoda; Chromadorea; Rhabditida; Onchocercidae
Source: the annotation of a GenBank genome assembly
AUGCCAUUAAAAUUAAAAUGGGGUAAAAAAAGUGGUCGAUAUGAUCUAAGCCAAGAUAUUUACGUAUUAACUGUUUACCUUGGUGAUUAUGCAAUCCUUCAAUGUACACUAACAACCGAAAGUACCGCAAGUCAAUGCAUGGAAUAUCUUAGCCAAAAAGUUGAUCUUAAUCAGGUAGAAAUGUUUGGUUUACGAUAUCAAAUGAAAACAAACGAUCCAGAUAAUAGGAUGAUGCGUUGGGUGGAACUUGAUAAGCCAUUAAGACGACAACUGGAAAAAUGGGCUUGCAAACCGCGACAAGUACAAUUAGCUGUCCUCUAUCAUACACCAAAUGCAUUUACAUUAACUGAUCAAAUGGCUAGAUCGUACUAUUUUUUCCUGAUGAAAUUGGAUGUUGUUGAAGGUAAAUUAACGGUUGCACUCGAAAAAUAUAUUAAUCUUGCAGCUUACAGUCUUCAAGUAGAGUACGGUGAUUUUGAUCCAACAAUACAUACAAUUGAUUUUAUGCAAACUGUACCUCUUUUACCAAAGCAUAUUUGUCGAAGUGCACAAAUUCAGGAAGAUUUAUUAAAACGAGUAUCAGCGGUACAUGAACGAUUAAAAGGUAUGCAACCUAGUUAUGCUGCAUUAUUAUAUAUCGUUGAUGCACAACAAUGUGAAGGUUAUGGCGAAGAAUAUUUUAAUGGAAAGGAUGAAGAUAGUACAGAGGUAAAAAUUGGAUAUUCUCAGGAAGGUAUUAUUAUCAAAGGAUCAUAUGGUGCACCAUUAAAGCAUAAGUAA